This is a messenger RNA of Trichosurus vulpecula (common brushtail), 642 nucleotides long. Its product is annotated as receptor-type tyrosine-protein phosphatase T-like. The record is from RefSeq and is a predicted model, not a curated record. NCBI's taxonomy places the organism in Eukaryota, Metazoa, Chordata, Mammalia, Diprotodontia, Phalangeridae. Gene Ontology annotation, cellular component: membrane. The coding region runs from base 1 to 642 and encodes 213 amino acids. The transcript has 4 exons.
AUGGUGAACAGCUCUGGGCGGGCAUCCGGACAAAAAGCUCACUUGCUUUUGCCGACCUUGAAGGAGAAUGAUACACACUGUGUCGAUUUCCAUUACUACUUAUCUAGCAGAGACCGGUCCAGCCCUGGAUCAUUGAAUGUUUAUGUGAAAGUUAACGGAGGACCACAGGGUAACCCCAUCUGGAACGUGUCAGGGAUUGUGACAGAAGGCUGGGUGAAGGCGGAGCUGGCCAUCAGCACCUUUUGGCCACAUUUCUAUCAGGUUAUAUUUGAGUCGGUAUCUUUGAAGGGGCAUCCUGGCUACAUAGCAGUGGAUGAAGUUCGGGUCCUUGCUCAUCCAUGCCGAAAAGCACCUCAUUUCCUGCGACUCCAAAAUGUUGAAGUGAAUGUGGGACAGAAUGCAACAUUCCAGUGUAUUGCUGGGGGAAAGUGGUCCCAGCAUGACAAACUCUGGCUCCAGCAAUGGAAUGGGAGAGAUACUGCCCUCAUGGUCACCCGAGUGGUCAACCACCGAAGGUUUUCAGCUACAGUUAGUGUGGCCGAUACAUCUCAGAGGAGCAUCAGCAAGUACCGAUGUGUCAUUCGCUCUGAUGGUGGCUCUGGAGUCUCUAAUUAUGCAGAAUUAAUAGUAAAAGGUGAGUGA